Molecule: messenger RNA, 834 nt
Organism: Fraxinus pennsylvanica
Lineage: Eukaryota; Viridiplantae; Streptophyta; Magnoliopsida; Lamiales; Oleaceae
Source: the annotation of a GenBank genome assembly
AUGGCUGCAUCCGCUCCUUCAGUGACGUCAAUGGCUUCGUCGGCUGAGGACGUGAACUUUGUGGCUUUGUCACAGUCCCAGGUCGAUGUGCAGAGGCGGUGCUGGGAGCUCGAUGACUGGGAGCUCGCCGGCGGCGAGGAGGAUCUGAUGGUUACGGCCGGCGAAUCUUUGCCUAGGGUUGUAUUUGGUGGCGUGCCGAGUCUUGAGGAAGCAAAAGAGGCAACUUCUGAACUCUCUGACGCUCUCGAAAAGGUAUAUCUAUCUUCACCUGAGUCCGUUGGAUAUGACAGUUUGCUUAUAGAAGAUCAUCACCCAAGCUCAUCGGUGGUGUCAGACUCGCAAGUAUUGGAGAACAAAGCCUGUGUUACCAAUCGGUCUACACCAGUCUCUGGAGAGCUGAUGCAUGCUAUUCAGGCAUUUAGGCUUCUAAAUGAAAGCUCUAGAGUUCAGAAUGUUGUCGCAUCAAUUGUUCAUGACACAAAGGUGUGGAACGCGGUGUUAGAAAACCGAGAACUUCAAGAGUUUCUCCAAUCACACAAGAACAGUAAUAAUCUUCCGGAUCAAUCAUCUCUAAACACAGUUGAUACAUCAUCCGAUUCCAGGGAAUCCACUGCUGGGAGUAGGCCUAAGGAUGUUUUCAAGAAAAUCAAGGUAACAGUGGUAGAUAUGUUGAGCAGCUUGUCUGAUUAUUUUCGGAAUUUCUUUGAAGUUGAUAAAGCAUCUGCAAAUUCUAAUGGAAGCGCGAGAUUAAACUCUUUAGACACGGCUUUGGAAGCAUGCUUCAUGGGAUUGGCUGUCAUGGCUAUAAUAAUAAUUUUGAUCAAAAGAGAUUAG